Armigeres subalbatus is the source of this 2764-nucleotide messenger RNA. RefSeq names its product muscle LIM protein Mlp84B-like. Gene Ontology annotation, biological process: sarcomere organization; muscle tissue development. The record is from RefSeq and is a predicted model, not a curated record. Gene Ontology annotation, molecular function: structural constituent of muscle; actinin binding. NCBI's taxonomy places the organism in Eukaryota, Metazoa, Arthropoda, Insecta, Diptera, Culicidae. Gene Ontology annotation, cellular component: cytoplasm; Z disc; nucleus.
CGAUACAUAGACUACCGAGUGCACGCUACCCCAUUCAAUCAUUCGAAUUACGACGCGGUUGGUAGUCGGAGAUACUUUUCCCCCUCGGUGUGUACUUUUUUGUCCCUAUCUGCGAUACUUCGACGUGUGUAGUUUAGGACCCAUAGGAACCGUGUGAAACAGAGAAAUCAAAUUUAGAAGAAAUAAGUGUGUGAUUGAGUGCUAAUUCCAAAGUAAAUCCAGCAAACCGAAAUCCAAAACCACCAAAAUGCCUUUCAAGCCAGCUGAGAACCCAAAGUGCCCCAAGUGCGGCAAGUCGGUGUACGCCGCAGAAGAACGAGUUGCCGGUGGACACAAAUGGCACAAAGGAUGCUUCAAAUGCGGAAUGUGCGGCAAGAUGCUGGACUCGACAAACUGCGCAGAGCACGAGAACGAGCUGUACUGCAAAAAUUGCCACGGACGCAAGUACGGACCAAAGGGAUACGGCUUCGGCGGUGGUGCCGGCUGCCUAUCGAUGGACUCCGGUGCCCAAUUCCAAACUGAAGGAACUAACGGGCACGUUGUAGAGCCGAAACCGGUAACGAAAGCACCCGAAGGAGAAGGUUGCCCUCGUUGUGGUGGAUAUGUUUACAUGGCCGAGCAAAUGUUGGCACGUGGACGAGCCUACCAUAAGGGAUGCUUCAAGUGCGGCGACUGUAAGAAGAACCUGGACUCGGUGAACUGCUGCGAGGGUCCUGAUCGAGAAAUCUACUGCCGAGUGUGCUACGGCAAGAAGUUUGGCCCCAAGGGUUACGGCUACGGCCAAGGUGGCGGAGCUCUGCAGAGCGACAGUAACGAUUCAUCCAGUGAGUUUACACCGAAACCAUCGGCCAUCGAUACAAGUGCCAUCAAGGCAACCCCCGGACAAGGCUGUCCACGUUGCGGUGGUGUAGUAUUCGCUGCCGAAAUGGUCUUGUCUAAGGGACGCGAAUGGCAUCGCAAGUGCUACAAAUGCCGUGAUUGUACCAAAACACUGGAUUCGAUCAUCGCCUGUGACGGCCCAGAUCAUGAUGUAUACUGCAAGACCUGCUAUGGCAAGAAGUGGGGACCACAUGGCUAUGGAUUCGCCUGCGGAUCCGGAUUUUUACAGACCGAUUGCAUGACAGAGGAGCAGUUGGCCUCCCAAAAGCCAUCGGUUCCUAUCGAUACGACCAGCAUCAAGGCUCCGGCCGGUCAAGGUUGUCCACGUUGCGGUGGAAUGGUGUUCGCUGCUGAACAACAGCUAGCUAAGGGCACCAUGUGGCACAAGAAGUGCUUCAACUGCAACGAGUGCCAUCGUCCACUGGACUCGAUGCUGGCCUGUGAUGGACCAGACAAGGAAAUCCACUGCCGUGCAUGCUACGGAAAACUGUUCGGACCUAAGGGAUUCGGAUUUGGACACACUCCCACUCUGGUGUCCACCGAAGUGCAGGAGACUCCGUUCCAUACCGAGUUUAACCCAAUGAAUGGUCCAAAGGCCAAGGACGGAGGCUGCCGCCGGUGUGGAUGCACCGUGUAUGAAGCUGAAAUGCUUAGCAAGAACCUGGUAUGGCACAAGCGGUGUUUCAGUUGUUUCGACUGCCACAAAUCGUUGGACUCGACCAAUCUGAACGACGGUCCCAACGGAGAAAUCUACUGCAAAGGAUGCUACGGUCGAAAUUACGGUCCACGAGGCGUCGGAUUUGGAAUUGGAGCUGGUGCGCUAACGAUGGUUUAAAUCCCACAUCCUACCAGAUAUAGAUUCGUUUAUUCUUUUUUCUAUUAUAAUAAUUUUUAUUUAUUAAACUAAAUGUGUAUUCUCGAGCUUCUAUAUUUUGGAAGCUUACAGACUUGAUCGCUGAUAUUCCCUUUAAAAUCCCUUUUUAAAAUGUAUAGCUCUGACCAACCAACCAAUGCGUAAGAUUUAGGAAACAACUUUGCUGCUCGACAAAAAAAAGGUCUUCAAACUAACCAUCCCUUCAAACUUCAAAAACUGUCAUCCAUUCACUACAAAACGUAAAAAAACAACAAAAUGAGCAGUGCAAAGUGUCCAGAUUUAGUGAUUACAAUUGCGAACGACCAGGACACGAACCUGCGAUCACCGUGAAAACACAAAUCAAAAACAGUAACCGAAACCGCCAAACGAAUUUAACCUGUCCCUUUUACCUUCUAUCAAGCACCCUUUUCUACCACACGAAACCAUUAUUAAUAAUUUGCUCAGCAGUAGAUAGGAAGUCCAAAAUCUUAUUAGGAAACCCCGCAGUUAGGCGAGUUAUAGUAACAGCGCGCUUUUUGAGAGAUGAAUGAAAACAGGCUAACCACCCCGCCCCCUUUCGGUGGUUCUAGCUAACAAACAUUACACAAUAACAAAUCAAACAAGUUCUACAAUAGCUAGAUAGGUUGAAUGAAUUGCAAUGAAAGAAUAACGAUCGAAUAUAUUGUUAGUUUAAGCUCUGAACCAAAGGAAAACAAAAGAAUGUGCUUGUCAUACCGUAGGAACUAGUGUGCAGCCCCUUUCCAUUUUCUUCCCUCGAGAGAAAGAGAAAAGUAAAGAUCUUGUUAUAUCACAUAAUUGAUUAUCAUCAUUACUGUAAUAGUCUGUCGUUUUUUUUUAUUAUUUUACUAUUUGCUAAUUAAUAAUACAAAACCCAAUAUACAACGCGCUAGGUUAAGUAUUACUUUCGUAACAUGUAACGAUGAUUCUUGUGUACAAUUGAAACACAAGCAUGCAAUCACACACACAAAAAAAAUGAUAUUUAUUCAAUAAAGAGAAACUGCUAAAACAAAA